Molecule: messenger RNA, 545 nt
Organism: Suillus discolor
Lineage: Eukaryota; Fungi; Basidiomycota; Agaricomycetes; Boletales; Suillaceae
Exons: 2
Coding region: 164-430 (88 amino acids)
Source: RefSeq, a predicted model, not a curated record
CGCUUUGUGGCUUUCGGAUGUCAGUACGUGACACGACUUUGCUGCUCGUACCUACCAUUAUUCUGACAUACUACCAGCAUCUUGUGUCCUUUUAACAAUCCAUGCACGUCAGAAUCACGCGACCGCCCUUUGUCAUGACCUUUCUCAGUCUGGUGACUGCACAAUGGCUAAUGUUCUCCUGGCUGUUUUCUAUAUGGCUUCUAUCUUUGGUUUGGUUGGUCUCGUAUUAGCAUCCCGGGAUAAACACCCCGGUAUCACUAAGGUCUCGCCUCGGUAUCCGAUCACUAAAGCAGCAAGUUCACAUUUCACUGCCUUCCAACACCCGCUGGACCCGGAGUUGGAGAAUGCGUACCCUAAGUCCUCCAGCAAGAAGGCAGAACACAUGAAGGAGGGACACACCCACGAAAGGUGGACCGAGAUUCCUCUGUAGACAGACAUGUUGGUUUUGUACUUGUAUUGCCAAUGUUGGGGACAGCUUUGUAUGAGUAUGGAAUUUUACAUAUAUGUAUAUGUCGCACUGGCUAAUAAAAACAGCGUAUUCACAA